UUUUAAUUAAGCAGCUGAUUUAUAAAAAGAUAUGGAUUUAAACAAAUUUUUUAAUAGCUGUAAAAUUGGAGAUUUCGAUAAAGUUAAAUAUUUAGUUGAACAUAAAGAGAUCGAUCUAAAUAUCAAAGAUAGUUUUGACAGCACACCAUUGUAUUAUGCAUGUUUAUGUGGACAUAUAGACAUUGUGAAAUACUUACUUCAAAAUGGUGCUAAAUGUGAGGUUGACACUUUUCAAGGAGAAAGAUGUUUAUAUGGUGCUUUAUCUGAUAGAAUCAGGGAUCUGCUUCGUAAUUAUAAAUUUAUUACAUCUUAUAGAAUCAAAAGGGAUCCAUAUCAGGAAUUUUUGAGAAAAAUAUGGGAAAGUCAUGAUUUUUAUGAUGCCAUAUUAUAUAUAGCUCAGCCACAAUAUAAUUACAAAGAAUCAUUUACAACUAAGACACCUUCAAAUGAUAAAUGUGAAAAUGUUGGAAUAAAAAUCCACAGAGCCAUAUUAGCUGCCAGAUCUCAAUAUUUCUAUAAUUUAUUUUCUAAGAAUAAACAUAUUGAAAAUAAUAAUGAAAAUAUUGAUCAAAAUCUAAAUUUAAGGAUGAUUAAACCACGAUAUUACGAAUUACCAAUCAAAAUGUAUAGUUCCUUUUUACAUUAUAUUCUCCAGUAUUUGUACACAGGUCAGAUAGAAUUUAAUUACAAGGAUAUAGAUUCAUUGAUAGAAUUAUCCAAAUAUUUGCAUCUCAGUCACUUGGAGAAACAACUCACCAAAAAGUUAUAUCAACACAAUUCUCGUUCCAGGAAUAUCUUAAAGAGCUAUAAUGGGAAGAAUGAAAAGAUUGGAAAUAGAGGUCAUUCUCUCAAAAAUAAAUAUCAGCAUUGUGACUUAAUUAUCACGAUUGAGGGCGAAACGGAAAUCGAAAAGCUAAAAUCGGAUCUAGGGACCCUUAAUUGCUUUAAACAACAUCGGAACAGGUCGAUAAGCAGCUUUUGUGACGUUAAAUUUCGCGCCGGCAAUGAAACCUUCGCCUGUCAUAAAGUGUUUAUGGUCAAUAGAAGCGAAUAUUUUAGGGCUCUAAUUAAAGAUCCAUUUUCCGAAAUACUUGAUUCCUCCGAGGAUCUAGAUCAUGGUUCCACCAUUCCCGAGUUCGAAUUAAAAGACGUUACACCUUCCGUGUUUAAACACGUGAUUAGAUACGUUUACGAAGAUAGGGCAGAAAUCCAGCCAGACUUGGUAUUCGACGUUUUACAAGCUGCCGAUAAAUUUUUGUUAACCGGGCUCAAAAAAUCGUCCUCUUUAAUUAUCGCCAACAACCUAGAUUCCGAAAACGUUUUAAACGUUGUUUUAGCUUCACGAAUCUACGUUUUGCCUAACCUGGAAGACGCUUGCGCUCGAUAUAUAGCCCAAAACUUGUUGGAAAUUAUCGAUAGACCAGAGUUUAAAGAAAUUAUUAUAAAGGAUGCAGCUCAAGUGUUAAACAGGGAAGAAACUGAUACGAUUUCCAUCGUAGACGACGUAAAAUAUUACUUGACGAAUCAAGUGCAAACCUUUGAAGCAAUGCAAUCAUCGCGCAAGAAAUUAAGCAUACUAGAUACUUUACUCGAAUCAAUAGGGCUAGAUGCUUAACUAAUCUUCUUCAUUUCUCUAAGUCAAAUUAUCAUAUUUAUUUAAUUUUAUUUGAUCGCAAUCACUUGAUCUGGUCUUUAUAGCCUGAGGGUUCUAUUCGAGAAUAUUUUAUUUAUGUAUAUUAAUUGAA
This is a messenger RNA of Gordionus sp. m RMFG-2023, 1745 nucleotides long. RefSeq names its product ankyrin repeat and BTB/POZ domain-containing protein 1-like. Lineage: Eukaryota; Metazoa; Nematomorpha; Gordioida; Chordodea; Parachordodidae. Gene Ontology annotation, molecular function: protein binding. The coding region runs from base 32 to 1615 and encodes 527 amino acids. The record is from RefSeq and is a predicted model, not a curated record. Gene Ontology annotation, cellular component: ubiquitin ligase complex; cytoplasm. The transcript has 12 exons.